Messenger RNA from Arxiozyma heterogenica, 900 nucleotides. It is a transcript of the gene DCN1, whose product is annotated as NEDD8 ligase DCN1. Gene Ontology annotation, cellular component: ubiquitin ligase complex. The record is from RefSeq and is a predicted model, not a curated record. Gene Ontology annotation, molecular function: ubiquitin conjugating enzyme binding; ubiquitin-like protein binding; cullin family protein binding. The transcript has a single exon. Bases 1 to 900 code for a protein of 299 amino acids. Lineage: Eukaryota; Fungi; Ascomycota; Saccharomycetes; Saccharomycetales; Saccharomycetaceae. Gene Ontology annotation, biological process: protein neddylation.
AUGGAAGAAGAUGAUUUAAUUAAAAGUUUUUUGGAAUUAACCCAUUGUAGAAAUGAGAUAGCUAAGAAAUAUCUUACAGAGAAUAAUUGGAACAUUAACUAUGCAUUAAAUGAUUAUUAUGAUAAAGAAUUGAAUAGUUUUGUUAAUGAACCAAAUAAUCAAGACAAAAUAUACCCAGCAGAUUUAACAGAUUUAUUUAAUAGAUAUUCAGAUCAAGUGUGUCCAGAUGGAACAAAAUGGAUCACUUUUGAAGGUAUGAUCAAGUUUAUAGAAGAGUUAGAGAUAUCCCAGCAAAAUAGCGAUAACCACAAUAAUACCACCACCAAUAUUAGCACUGAGGAGAAGUUGAAUAUAAAUAGACCUGAAACUGAAACUGAGGAUGCUAAUAAUGAUAUCUCUAUUGUGAUCCUAGCUAAACUCUUAUCAUGGAAGAAUAUGAACGAUUCACUCGACUAUGAACAGUUUUGUAACUCUUGGUUUAUUCAGGGGUGUUCAACUUUAAAAGAUAUGAGACUAUUAUUAUUUGAUUUAAACCAUAAGUUUUACCAUGAUCCGAUGUAUUUUGUAGAGAUCUAUAAUUACACCUUUAAUUUGCUCCUAGAUGUAGACUCUACACAAUUGGAUAUGACUACAGCAACUGAGUAUUGGAGACAAUUUUUAGUGACAACAAGACAUAAAAUACCCAUAAACGUAAACGAAGAGAUAUGUUGUAUGUGGUUCCAAUUCUUAAAAGAUACAAAAAAGACUUUUAUAACAUUUGAUUGUUGGAAAAUGAUCCUACAAUUCUUCCAAAAAUAUAGCAAUUUCCAAGAGCUGGCUUCAGAUUAUAACGAGACUGCUGCAUGGCCCUAUAUUAUAGAUGAGUUCUACGAGUACUUAAAAGAUCAUUCAAAGAUAUGA